GCCGCACAAUGGCAAAGAUUCGUUUGUCGAACGUGCAACGCGCGCGAUCAAGACUUUGUGCUCCCGCUGCUGUCAAUUUCUCGAAGCAUAGGCAGGAAAAACAACAAACGCCAGCUAUGUUUAAUGCAUUAAUCCGAAUUGCGAGCAUUUGACAAGGAAAACGAGGAAAUUCCGCAGUGACUGUGAAAGUAAUAAGCAACAACAAUAAAAACAACUACAGCUAGGAGCUGCUAAAUAUAUACAAUUACUAGUCCGUUGCCCACAACGACACAAUGAGAAUUCAAAUAUUGGCCUUAACACUUUUGCUCGGCCUUGUCAGCGUUCGCGCGCUUGAAGCCAAAGCCAAAAGCGAGAGCAGCUCCGCCCCCGCACAGGUGGAAAAGGAAGCGACCAAAGACAAGCGGCAGGUGAGCAGCAAGGAGACGCCUCUAUAUCCGAAUCAUCGCAGCGAGGCUGCCGAGGCGGCCGACGAUCCCGAGGAUGGCCAGGAGACGAUCUACGGCCCGAAACCGAAUCAGUUCAUCAUACGCCCCAUUGCCCCGCAUCAGCAUCAGCAACACGAGUCGCAUCAGGAGCCGCAGUUGCGCAACUUUGCAGCGUCCAAUUCCCGUCCACAUGCCGCACAGUUGCUGGAGCAGAGCCAAGAGAUACAGCACUAUGUUUAUUUGCAAGACAUUCAGCGGCACCAGCCCAAAGUGCAGGCGUCUGCGGCUCAAGGUAAGACAGCAGCUGGCAGCGCGCCCGCCAAAAAGGCAACGCCUGUCGCCGAGGAGGAGCAGGAACAGGAGGCGGAACAACGUUAUGCGGUGUCCAUACAACCACAGCCAGGACUCAGAAGUGGCCCCUAUGGACCAGGACCCUAUCAGCUGCCCUUGCCCCUGCCCGCACCCCAACAUCAGCAUCAACAGCAGCAGCAGCAUCAGCAGCAACAGCAGCAACAGCAGCCGUAUCAGAUCAUACCCGAGGAACAAUUCCUAAAAUUGCUUGAGGAGGAGCUGCAGGCACGUGCCUAUCACGAACAGCUGCGUCAACAGCAGCAGCAGCAGCACCAACAACAGCAACAGCAGCAGCAACAGCAACAGCAGACCCAGCCCAAGGCUUUGCCCAUACACAGCACAGCAGCCACGCACAAGGUGCUGCAGCAGGCAGAGCCUGUCCUCGGCCUGGGCGGCUAUCGCGAUCGCUAUGUGGCCGAGCAGCAGCUGGUGCAGCCCAGCUACUCGCGCGGCGGACCCAAAUAUCUGCCCUUGCCACAGCAGCAACAGGAGGAGGAUGACUCGCCAGCGCCCGUUCCCCAACAGCGUCAUCAGCCGCAGCCGCAGCAGCAUCACCAGCAGCAGCUUGUGCUGCCGCCGCAGAUUGCCUACUAUCAGCCGCAGAUUAGUUACAAGACGCUGCCCAAUCAUCCGCUGGCCAAAUCCUCGCUAGAGAGCGAAAUUGAGAAGUUAUUGGCCGCCAACAAGCCCGGCUCGGGCCAACAGGCGCUGGCCUAUGUGGACAGCAGCAAUGAGCCAACGCUGGUCAAUCAUCAGCAGCAUGCGACUCGGCUACCGCCACCACAGCAUCCGCCGCCGCCCACCUCGCAUCCGGCGCUGCGUCAGCCCAAGGCUUAUUUGGCCAGCACGCCCAAUUCGCUGCUGGAUGCCAACAAUCAGCCUUUUGUGCCGUCGCUUUUCAAGUUCAGCAGCUUCCAGCAGCCCACGCCCAUUUAUCCGGGACAGCAGGAGCAGCAGCAACGACAGCAGCUCGAGGCCAAGCGACUAGGCCCCGUUGUCUACCCAACGGGCGCACCUGCUCAGCCACAGCCCUCGCAGUACUACUACCAGGAGGCGGCGCCCACAGCAGCGCCCAAGCCCAAACAUUAUCGCACCAAGCACUACAAACUGCCCACACCCAGUCCCACCAAAUCCUAUGAGAAGGCCCUGCUCUAUGCUGACUAUGCUGAGCGUGCACAGCCGCCGGCGCCAGCACCCACAAAUGCCCAUUUCUAUCCCAGUCCACCUGAUCCCAUCAAGCAUGCGUCCCAGCGUACUGUGGUGCCCACAGUGCAGCCCAUUGAUUAUCCAGCGCACCCCUCACCCUCGCAGUCUAGCAUUUAUGUUUCCCAAGGUACUGGCAUAGCCACGCCCUCUCGUGUCACGCCCACAGCAGCAGCUGUGCACAAGCUGCGCACACUGGACGAGGUAAAGCAGCUGAAUUUGCCGCCACCGAAUGGCAAACCCCUCACCCAGGCCGAGUUCCAGGCGCUUGUCGAGGCUGGCUACCCAGUCAAGGCGGUGCCAGUGCCAGUGCCCGUACCCUAUGAGCAGUACGUCAAGGAUCAUCCCGAGUAUCGCAACCAUCCGCCCGUAGACUAUGCGCAUCUGAUGCGCCUGGCCACACGCCAGCUGGCCGCACAUCAGCAUCAACAUCAACAUCAGCACCAGCUGGCGCAUCAGCGCUCAGCACCCUCUGAGCCGUCAGUGAAAAUCCUGUCUACGCCCACUUCUGCCGAGACGCAGCAGACGGCGACGGGCCUUGGUGGCGGCAGCAUCACCUAUUUGCAGCGCCGGCCGCGGGAUGAGCAGGACACAGCCGUGGCUGGCAGCGAGACGAAGGCAACGGAGCCCGAGCCGACGAAGGCUACAUAAGUUGCGAUCCUUUAGUUAAUGUCACUCGCCCCUUGUCUAGUUAUAAGUAUUGUAAAAAUGUUUCUGCAUAUUCAGCACUUUAAUAACGUUAAAUUAUAAAUAAAUCAAAAAAAAAAUCUAAUUAAUAAUCACAGCUACCC
Molecule: messenger RNA, 2770 nt
Organism: Drosophila virilis
Lineage: Eukaryota; Metazoa; Arthropoda; Insecta; Diptera; Drosophilidae
Product: mediator of RNA polymerase II transcription subunit 15
Source: RefSeq, a predicted model, not a curated record